Melanaphis sacchari is the source of this 1754-nucleotide messenger RNA. It is a transcript of the gene Orco, whose product is annotated as odorant receptor coreceptor. Gene Ontology annotation, cellular component: plasma membrane. Lineage: Eukaryota; Metazoa; Arthropoda; Insecta; Hemiptera; Aphididae. The coding region runs from base 112 to 1497 and encodes 461 amino acids. The transcript has 9 exons. Gene Ontology annotation, biological process: sensory perception of smell; detection of chemical stimulus involved in sensory perception of smell. The record is from RefSeq and is a predicted model, not a curated record. Gene Ontology annotation, molecular function: olfactory receptor activity; odorant binding.
GAAUCAAGACUUAACUAAUUACGUUGGUAUAUGGAGAAAGUCUUAACUCAAAACUCAAGAACUUCAACACACAAAUAUACGUUGUUGAUAUAUUGAAAUAAAAAGAAAGACAUGGGUUAUAAGAAAGACGGUCUUAUAAAAGAUCUAUGGCCAAAUAUUCGAUUAAUACAAAUGUCGGGCCUAUUCAUAUCCGAGUACUAUGAUGAUUAUUCUGGAUUGGCCGUGCUGUUCAGAAAGAUUUACAGCUGGAUUACCACAAUAAUAAUUUAUUCACAGUUCUUAUUUAUCGUGAUUUUUAUGGUCACUAAAUCCAACGAUUCGGAUCAGUUAGCUGCUGGCGUGGUAACUACAUUGUUUUUCACCCAUUCAAUGAUCAAAUUUAUGUAUUUCAGCACGGGUACCAAGUCGUUUUACAGAACACUAAGUUUUUGGAACAACACCUCUCCUCAUCCUUUAUUUACAGAAUCUCAUUCAAGAUUUCACGCAAAGUCGUUAUCUCGAAUGCGACAACUGUUGAUUAUUGUGUCAAUAGUUACAGUUUUCACAACAAUCAGCUGGACUACUAUUACUUUCUUUGGGGAAAGCGUAUGGAAGGUUCCUGAUCCUGAAACAUUUAAUCAAACAAUGUAUAUUCCAGUACCCCGUUUGAUGUUACAUUCUUGGUAUCCUUGGAAUUCGAGUCACGGAUUAGGUUAUAUUGUGGCUUUUGUAUUGCAGUUUUAUUGGAUAUUCAUAACGCUCAGUCACUCAAAUUUAUUGGAACUUUUAUUCUCAUCAUUUCUGGUGCAUGCAUGUGAACAACUUCAACAUUUAAAAGAGAUUUUAAAUCCAUUGAUUGAAAUAAGUGCUACUCUCGAUUCAGCAGUUACUAAUCCUGCUGAAAUAUUUCGUGCCAAUUCAGCUAAAAAUCAAUCAAUCAAUGGUGCCGAUUACAAUGGGUCCUACGCGAAUGAGAUUACCGAGUAUGGAACAAAAGGAGAAACUGAACCAAAUAGAAAAGGACCAAAUAACUUAACUAGUAAUCAAGAAGUACUUGUUCGAUCAGCAAUUAAAUACUGGGUAGAGCGACAUAAACAUAUUGUCAAAUACGUGAGUUUAAUUACUGAUUGCUAUGGUUCGGCUCUUCUGUUUCACAUGUUGGUGAGCACUGUCAUUCUCACUAUUCUCGCAUAUCAAGCAACCAAGAUUAACGGAGUUAAUGUGUUUGCGUUUUCUACCAUUGGAUACUUGAUGUAUUCUUUUGCUCAAAUAUUUAUGUUUUGUAUACAUGGAAAUGAACUCAUUGAAGAAAGUUCAUCAGUAAUGGAAGCGGCUUACGGUUGCCAGUGGUACGAUGGAUCUGAAGAAGCUAAAACAUUCGUACAAAUAGUGUGCCAACAGUGUCAAAAGCCUUUAAUUGUGUCCGGGGCAAAAUUUUUCAAUGUUUCAUUGGAUUUAUUUGCAUCAGUUCUAGGUGCUGUAGUAACAUACUUUAUGGUUUUGGUGCAGCUUAAAUAAAACUGUUCAAUAAAAAAAUACUGCUAUACAGGGAGAUUCAUCAAGCACGGUCAGUGGCAACGUUCAUCUACUAUUUAUCGUUUAUAAUAAUGAAUUGAUUCAAAUUAUGAUUUUUGGGAUUUUUAUUUUUUAAUAUGGAUAUAGGACUUAAUUUUUAAAUAUAUUGACGUUAAUACUAUUUAAAGAAUACCUAUUUUAUGGCAAUGCAUUUUUUCAGACAAGAACUACUUUUUAUAUUGUUAAUUUUUUUGAAAAUU